Messenger RNA from Lycium barbarum (goji berry), 1292 nucleotides. RefSeq names its product triacylglycerol lipase OBL1-like. Gene Ontology annotation, molecular function: triacylglycerol lipase activity. Lineage: Eukaryota; Viridiplantae; Streptophyta; Magnoliopsida; Solanales; Solanaceae. The coding region runs from base 52 to 1122 and encodes 356 amino acids. Gene Ontology annotation, biological process: lipid metabolic process. The transcript is spliced from 4 exons. The record is from RefSeq and is a predicted model, not a curated record.
AGGCCGGAAAAGUCAUCGGAGAAGUUCAGGUCGUUGAUCGGAAACCUUGAUAUGAGAGUGGACUUAGACAGAACAAUAAAGAUGGGAGACAGAAGCUAUAGUCCACACGUGUCAAUCAUGGCUGCUAAAUUAUCGUAUGAAAAUGAAGCCCUUAAUAAAACAGUGAUCCAACAUCAUUGGCAGAUGCAUUUCUUGGGGCUACAGAACUUCUGGAAUGCUUACGAGGAGCAAUAUUCUACCCAAGCCACAAUGUUUCAAGACAAAACUGACGAUCCAAACUUAAUUGUGGUAGCAUUUAGAGGGACAGGUCCAUUUUAUGCAAAUGCAUGGAUUUCAGAUAUAGACCUAUCAUGGUAUGAUCUUGAAGGGAUGGGUAAAAUUCAUGCAGGGUUCAUGAAAGCCCUAGGGUUGCAAAAACCCAUAGGCUGGCCCAAAGACAUUAUUAAUCAAGAAGCCCAAGAACAAAAUAAUACUACUAAGCAAUUUGCAUAUUACAAAAUCAGAGAAGAUUUGAAGAAAAUAUUGAGCAAAAGUGAGAAAGCAAAGUUCAUAGUGACAGGACAUAGCUUAGGUGGUGCAUUAGCAAUUUUAUUUGCAUCUGUGUUAAUUUUGCAUGAAGAGGAGUGGCUAUUGGAUAAACUUGAAGGGAUUUAUACAUUUGGACAACCUAGGGUUGGAGAUGAACAAUUUGGGAAUUUCAUGAUGGAGAAAUUGAAGAAGUUUGAUGUGAAGUAUUUUAGGUAUGUUUAUUGCAAUGAUAUGGUGCCAAGAUUGCCCUAUGAUGACAAAACUCUCUUCUUCAAGCACUUUGGAUCAUGUCUAUACUACAAUAGCCUCUACAAAGGCAAGGUUUUGGAGGAAGAACCAAACAAGAAUUACUUCUCACUGCUAUGGGUUUUACCAAAGGUGUUGAAUGCAGCUUUUGAGCUGAUUAGGAGUUUCAUUCUCCCUUGGAUUAAAGGAAGUGAUUACAAACAAAGCUGGUUUGAGAUAAUAUUUAGGAUGGUUGGAUUAGUAAUCCCGGGACUGUCAGCUCAUGGUCCAGUAGAUUAUGUUAAUCUUACUCGUUUAGGAUCCACCCUUCAUCUUCCUCAAUCACAAGAUGGACUUAAACACGAUUAACUUACAAAUGAAUUUGCUCUAUUUCACUCAGUUAGGGUGAAAAUACCCUCAAGCCAUAUAUAAAGUGUGAUAUUUGGGGUAGCCAUUUAGCUUUAGCAAAUUAAUAUUGAUUGUAUCAGCCAAUAAAAGAGAAUCAUAUUGAUUGUGACAUGAAUUUACUACUAUAUAUA